AUCGGCAAUUAAUGCAUCUCCUCCCACACUAUAAAUAAAACCAAACUUAAAACCCAUCCCUCCAUGAUCACAUUAUUAUUUGGAUUAAGGAGCAUGAAGAUCACCAAUCUCCUAAGAUGCUACUUUUUUCUUUUCCUAGUCUUCUUCAUCUCACUCCCCCUUGUCUCGCACUCCCAAUUUCUGAAUUUCCGGAUCGCCAAGGCCUUCACAGCCCUGCAGGCCCUUAAGCGGGCCAUCACUUCCGACCCUAAUGGGCUUACUUCCAAUUGGGUCGGCCCAAACGUCUGCAACUACACCGGGGUCUUCUGCGCCGCCGCGCCCGACGAUGAUCCCCACCACGCUGCCCUAACCGUCGCCGGCGUCGACCUCAACCACCGCGACCUCGAAGGUACCCUCCCCGAUGAGAUCGGCCUCCUAUCAGACCUCGCCCUCCUCCACCUCAACUCCAACCGCUUCCACGGCGCCCUCCCCCUCUCCCUCGGAUCGCUCCACCGCCUCUUCGAACUCGACCUCAGCAACAAUCGCUUCGACGGCGGAUUCCCGAUGGUCGUCCUUGAUCUUCCGUCCCUCCGCUUCCUCGACCUCCGAUUCAACCGCUUCUGUGGCGACGUGCCGCCCUGCCUCUUCGAUCGGAAACUCGACGCCCUGUUCCUCAACAACAACCACUUCACCUUCUCGAUCCCGGACAACUUCGGCCACUCGCCUGCUUCGGUGAUCGUGCUCGCCAACAACCAGAUCUCCGGGUGCCUCCCCGCCGGGCUCGGCGACAUGGCCGACACGCUGAGGGAGCUGGUAAUCCUCAACGCCGGAAUCAGAGCGUGCGUCCCGCCGGAGAUCGGGCGGCUGAGGCGCCUCCGGGUGCUGGAUUUAAGCUACAACCACCUGAUCGGGCCGCUUCCAGCAACGAUCGCGGCGAUGGCGGAGCUCGAGCAACUCGACGUGGCGCACAACAAACUCUCCGGCGCGAUCCCUAGCGGGAUAUGCAACCUUCCAAGGUUGAAGAACUUUACCUACGCCUACAAUUUCUUCACCGGCGAGCCGCCGCACUGCUUGAGGAUUCGAAGCCACGACGAUCGAAAGAAUUGCAUACCGUCCCGACGCGACCAGCGACCGCCGAUGGAGUGCGCGACCUUUCUGUCGAAGCCGAGAUUCUGCCACGACGGAUGCAUCGCGUCGCAACCGCCUCCGCACCCGUGGCAGUAAACGUCGAUUGCUCCUCGGCCGCAGCCGCUACCAAUAAUAAUAUAGACCGUUUAUGUUGUAUUAUUUUAUGGGAGAAAAUAUAUAUCUCACUUGAUAAUUUUCCUUACU
Molecule: messenger RNA, 1311 nt
Organism: Zingiber officinale
Lineage: Eukaryota; Viridiplantae; Streptophyta; Magnoliopsida; Zingiberales; Zingiberaceae
Product: leucine-rich repeat extensin-like protein 6
Exons: 1
Coding region: 64-1203 (379 amino acids)
Molecular function (GO): protein binding
Source: RefSeq, a predicted model, not a curated record